AUCGGGAUCGACUUAAUUUUGCGCAGGCGUGAAGCGGUGAAAAACAAACGAAUGCAAAGUGAAACACAUGCAGAACUUGUUGAAUUGUUCCUUGUCAUACGGAGUUUUAUAGGACAAAAUGUCUCUUCCACCCGAGAAAAUCACAGAGCUUAAGCAAAUAAUCCAUUCUCAGCUAAAUCAGAUGGACAUACAGAAUAAAAUCCGAGACAUUCUCUCUGAUACGAUACAGCAUGACUUUAUGGGCCAGCAUGGUAAAGUGGGAGAAGAGGAACUUCUACAUAAGCUGAAACAACAAGGACUUGUAGAUGACAUUCUGCAUCAGUUGCAGUUCAGAGGUCAACAAGGGGGCACAACCCCAGCAACUCACUUCUUGGACAAAGAUGAUAAAGUGACACAGCUUCCCACAAAGAAAGUGAACAUAGAUCCGACCAGGAGAUAUGUUUAUUUUCAAAUAAAAGGCGGGAAAGCAUUCUUGGAGCACAUUGAUGAAAGUGACCCCAUGCCUGGACAAGUGUCCUCCUUCUUCACAUUUCAUAUUUACUUCCGAGGUCAGCGGUUCAAAUCCCGCCCCAUUCCCUGUGCAUGUGAACCUACCAUUGAUGAAGGUUUUCUGCUAGAACUCCACAAAGAGUCAUCUGGAGAAGCAGGAAAGAUGGCAGAUGCUAGCACCAUGUUAUCCAUCAGUGACCCUAUCCACAUCGUCCUGAUUAAGACAGAAGCCUUGGGAGAGACCAGUCUGGUGUCCUCCAACUUCUUUGAGUGGAGAACGGUGCUGGCCUCCUCAGGAAACAGAAUGUCCAUGAUGUUAGAGCUCAAAGGAACUGGAAAUGAAAGCAAGGUGCCAGCAGGAGUCAUUGAAAUUAUGAUGGAACUUUUUCCCAAAUCUACAAAAAAUUUUGGCCAGGAUGUUGUGGCUGCUCAGAUAAGCCUUGAAAAAAGCAGACAGGCAGAAAGGGAACGUCUGUUCUUAGUGUAUGCCAAACAAUGGUGGAAGGAGUACCUCCAGAUCAGACCAGCUCACCAAGACAGACUGGUCAAAAUAUUUGCUCAGGAUGAGAACAUGGUGAACAGACCAGUCAACUCGUACCUGAAGCCUUUAAGGGGAGGACGACUGCUAGAUUCUGCUAGACAUGCAGCAAGAUUUGUCAGCCUCAUACACCAUGAGAAAAUCCAGUCCCUAGGGGCCGGGGGGAGAACAGAACAGUGGAGUAGUGUCCACGCUUUCCUGUGUAGAAACAAAGGGGACUGUGAGGAUCAUGCUACGCUACUCUGCAGUCUUCUCCUGGGCUUUGGACUGGAUGCCUAUGUCUGCGUGGGAACUAAAUCUAAGGGUGCUGUCCAUGCCUGGGUUGUCACCAUCAGUGUGGAGGGGACUAUUGUCUUCUGGGAGAGUCUCAAUGGACACAGGUACAUACAUCUACCAAUUGACCCAAAUGCUCCACCUAUGGACAAACAGCAUCGUCCAAAAUACCCUUACAAGACAGUUGGAUGUGUGUUCAAUCAUGUGUCAUUCUAUGCAAAUAACCAGCCAUCAGAUUCAGUGGAGGUGUGCAGAUUUAACCUAAGUAAUGAGGCAGACUGGAAAUCCAUGUCCCAGGAUGCCAUCCUCUCUGUGUGUGGGCCGGGAACCUCCCCCACGUGGCCGACCAUGCCCCCUCUGUGUGCCUCCAGCCUGGACUCCUCCCUCGUCAGCAAUGACCUGGAACAACAGUUACGGGUCAUGGUGUAUGAACACAGGAGGGAUUUGGGGCUGACCACCAAUUUUGAUGACCAGCUUAGCUAUCUCCUAACACCAGCAUUAGCAGCAUAUGAACUGGAGAGAGUCACAGGAAUAACAGCAGGGAAUGAAGAAUUCCAAGACUCCAUCAAGCAGGCUGUACCAGACGGCCAUACAUUUAAGGGCUAUCCCAUCCAGUUCUCUCACAGAAAUGCCAAGCGAGCUUUUGCCACAUGUUUGAAGUCUCCUGUAUGUGAGGAAAUCAUCAACUGUCGAGGAGAUCAUGUCCGUCUGGGUGUAAGAGUGAAAGUUUACCCCUACCCUGAAAACGCAGUUGCAACCUGGGUCAUGUUUGCAUGCAAAUACAAAUCAAUCUUGUGAGCAAAUUGUCCAAAGAUUUUAGAACAUUUUUGGUGACAGCACCUGCUUGUCCAAGAGAUUUAAAUUUUGG
This is a messenger RNA of Saccostrea cuccullata (small rock oyster), 2168 nucleotides long. Its product is annotated as centrosomal protein of 76 kDa-like. The record is from RefSeq and is a predicted model, not a curated record. The transcript has 12 exons. Gene Ontology annotation, cellular component: centriole. Gene Ontology annotation, biological process: regulation of centriole replication. NCBI's taxonomy places the organism in Eukaryota, Metazoa, Mollusca, Bivalvia, Ostreida, Ostreidae. The coding region runs from base 119 to 2098 and encodes 659 amino acids.